This is a messenger RNA of Pestalotiopsis fici W106-1, 261 nucleotides long. RefSeq lists its product as uncharacterized. The coding region runs from base 1 to 261 and encodes 86 amino acids. The record is from RefSeq and is a predicted model, not a curated record. The transcript has 3 exons. NCBI's taxonomy places the organism in Eukaryota, Fungi, Ascomycota, Sordariomycetes, Amphisphaeriales, Sporocadaceae.
AUGAGCGAUUCAACACCAAACCAAGCCUCGGUCGGCGGCAAAGCAGGACCUAUUCAAGGCGGUGGCAACACUACCGAGAAUUCUGUGCUUUCCGGGCCGAAUUUUGACAAUCUGUACCUGCAAAAACGGUCCACAGACCCAGAGUCGGUCGCCAAACGGGAGAGCCUUUCAGAACAGCAGCCUAAAAAGGGCGUAAUUGGGGGCAUGAUUGAAAAAUUGGUCUCUGGCCCGGCAGGACCGAAUACCUCCCAGAAUCAAUAG